AUGCAAUACUUGAAUUCGUACAUUCUUUUAAUUUUUCAUUCCUUUAUUCUUUCAUUCAAUUUCUCACUCCUUUAUUUUUUCAUUUUUCUUUCCUUCACACUUUCUUUCAAUUUCUCCAUUAAUUCUUUCAGUUUUUCGUUUCUUCAUUCUUUCUUUCAAUUUCUCUUUCCUUCAUUCUUUCAUUUUUCCUUCUUUCUUUCAAUUUUUCUUUCCUUUUUUCCUUCUUUCAUUCUUUCUUUCAAUUUAUCGUUUCUUAAUUCUUUCAAUUUCAUGUUUCUUCAUUCUUUCAAUUUCUCGUUCAUUCUUUCUUUUAAUUUCUCGUUCUUUCAAUCUUUCAAAUUCUCGUUCCUUCACAUUUUCCAUUUCUUUAAACAUUCAUUCUUUCAAUUUCCAGUUCCUUUUGUCUUUCAAUCUCGCGUUCAUUCAGUCUUUCAAUUUCUCGUUCCUUCCCAUUUUCAAUCUCUCGUUCAUUCAGUCUUUCAAUUUCUCGUUCCUUCCUAUUUUCAGUUUCUCGUUCUUUCAUUCUUUCAAUUUCUCUUCCUUCAUUCUUUUAUUUCUUUAAUCAUUCAUUUUCCUUUUAUUUCACCAUUUUUAUUUCAUUCGUCUUGUUCUCUUCUUUCCGUGUCUUUCUUUUUCUUCCUUUUCCUUUCCAGCCUCCAUUUCUGCUCUCUAUUUUACCACGUAAGUAAAUUUCAUCUAUUCAUCUAUCUAUCUAUCUAUCUAUCUAUCUAUCUAUCUAUCUAUCUAUCUAUCUAUCUAUCUAUCUAUGUAUAUAUCGGUUUGUUCAUAACUAUAUAUCUAUCUAAAUAUCUAUCUAUGUUAGCCUGCUCAUUUCUAUCUCAGUCUGUUCAUGUUUAUCUAUCUAUCUAUCUAUCUAUCUAUCUAUCUAUCUAUCUAUCUAUGUGUAUCAGUCUAUUCAUAUCUACCUCAGUCUAUUCUCUGUUCAUGCUUAUCUAUCUAUCUAUCUAUCUCUAUCUCUCUAUCUCUCUAUCUCUCUCUCUCUAUCUCUCUAUCUAUCUAUCUCUAUCUAUCUAUCUCUUUCUCUCUCUCUAUAUAUAUAUACAUAUAUUCUGUUCAUGUUUAUCUAUCUAUCUAUCUAUCUAUCGAUCUAUCUAUGUGUAUCAGUCUAUUCAUAUCUACCUCAGUCUAUUCGUAUCUCUCUCUCUUAAUCCCUUCUUAUCUAUCUAUCUAUCUAUCUAUCUAUCUAUCUAUCUAUCUAUCUAUCUAUCUAUCUAUCUGUUCAUAUCUAGCUAUGUUUUUAGUACCGAUAACUAG
Molecule: messenger RNA, 1275 nt
Organism: Acanthosepion pharaonis
Lineage: Eukaryota; Metazoa; Mollusca; Cephalopoda; Sepiida; Sepiidae
Source: the annotation of a GenBank genome assembly